Molecule: messenger RNA, 1286 nt
Organism: Corylus avellana
Lineage: Eukaryota; Viridiplantae; Streptophyta; Magnoliopsida; Fagales; Betulaceae
Product: metacaspase-1-like
Biological process (GO): proteolysis
Cellular component (GO): cytoplasm
Molecular function (GO): cysteine-type endopeptidase activity
Source: RefSeq, a predicted model, not a curated record
UGGAGACUAGCUAGCAGCUGGAAAGGCAUGGCCGCCAUCUCUACAAGCUCAUCAAAGGCAAAUGCUCUAGAUUGACAAAUAAUCCUCAAGCAAAAGUCAUAAGUCACCUCUUUUCUGCCGUUAAUUGGCUUGAUGCAAACUCAAUGAAUGACGGCUCAAUAGUUCGGUGUCCUUAACGUGUGUAUAAGCAUCCUGGCCUGGAAAUAUUACAGACAAAAAUGGAUUCAAGAGGUAAAUGCAGUAGGAGCAACAAACCGGGUACGGGAUCGAAACCUCUUCAAAAAAAAAUCAGAGAUUUGGGUAACGAAGUGAAGAACGCGUUUAAGAAGCACUCAAGCACUAGUCGAAGCCCAAAUGUUUCGCCGUCGCUGAAUGUUACGGCAACUGGUAGACAAUGCCCGGAGAAUCACCCAAGGAAGCGCGCUGUUCUAUGUGGGGUUACUUACCAGAACCGUAAAUUCAAGCUCAAGGGAACGGUUAACGAUGUGAAGAACAUGAGGGAUUUGCUGAUUAAGCGCUUUGGUUAUUCCCAGGAGUGUAUUCGCGUCCUCACAGAAGAAGAAGAAGAACCUGGUUUCUACCCGACGAAGAAGAACAUACAAGAAGCCUUGAAAUGGCUUGUGGAGGGCUCAGAGUCCGGAGACUCAUUGGUGUUCUACUUUUCCGGCCAUGGCCUCCGACAACCUGAUUUCAACAACGACGAGCGAGAUGGAUUCGACGAAACUAUUUGUCCGGUCGAUUUCGUGCAGGAAGGCAUGAUCCUCGACAACGACAUAAAUUCCACCAUUGUUCGGCCGCUCAAGCAAGGUGUCACCCUCCAUGCAAUUGUCGAUGCUUGUCAUAGUGGAACCAUUCUUGAUCUAGAGUACAUAUACAACCCAAAAACAAGUAAAUGGGAUGAUAACAGCGCUCCUUCAAAAGCUCAAAAAAGUACAAGCGGUGGAAUUGCAAUUUCUAUAAGCGCUUGUGAAGAUGAUCAAAUGGCUGCCGAUACCUCUUAUUUCACCGGACAGGAAAUGGCUGGCGCAAUGACGUAUGCUUUGAUCCAAACGCUUGACAGAAAUAAAAAAUUGACAUAUCAAAGUCUACUGAAUAUAAUCCAUGAAACCCUCGAGCAGGUUAACAGUGGAAGCUGCCUCAAAUCCAAGUUAUUACACAAAUUGUUUCAUCACCGAAUAAUUCAGGAUCCUCUGCUAUCAUCAUCUGAAGCGUUCGAUGUUGACAAGAAGGAAUUUAUUCUGUGAAUCGGACUGGGAGGAUGCCAUCAUUUCAACGAGCGUCAAUUA